AUGAUUCCAUCUAAUCACGUCCUUAUGGUUUCCCUACUCAAAAACCUAGUUUCAAACUUUCAAUCGCCUCCUCCGAUGAACAGCAGCCACCGUCACCAACGUUCCCCGCCUAUUCUUCACCAACGUGGUACGUCGACGCCUUCCAGCCGGUGCUACGGUGCGUCGAACAUCCGACGCCUUCUACUCCUCCCGGCAUCCUCUGAUAUCGUCUACUCCAUUGAAAUACCUCCGACGUCAGACCUUGUCAUUUGUGAAGCUUGGUUCUUUCUAUGCUGCAUUGAAGGAUUUCUUAGUAAAAUAGAUGCAUUAUGGUCUUCAAGAUACCACCAAUCAAUGUGAUACAUGAUUAGUUUCUACGCAUCUUACUUGACUUCUUUGGGUAGCCUUUAAUAGGAAUAGCUAUGACAAGAAAAUUGACUAGAAGCUAGAAUGAUUGUGAUGCAUCUAGCAAUAAGAAGAACAAAGAAGAACAAUACUGAUGAUGUGGGACAUUAUUCCAUUGGAUAAAGUUUGAGAAAGAGGCGAUGGCUCAAAGAAAUUCAGAUUUGCCUAAAACCCCACGUGGUUUGUUGAUUAUUUAUAGGCAAAAUAAUUUUAUUUGGAGAAGCAAUGCAAUACUUCUCUUCAGAUGAUUAUAAUCCAAGUGUUGGGGAACAUAAAUACAUACUAAAUGAUUCUAGGAAGGCAUUCAGGGAGCAAGUAUGUUGGUGGUUCACUUUUCAUUAGAUCCCUCAAGUUGAUUUUGUACCAAAUCCACUAUCCAAACAAGAUAAAAACAAUGAACUUCAUAUUUCAAGAAGCAAAAGAAAACCUUGGCAACAAUGUAUGACAUCAAAAGCAAACAAAGACCAUGAUGAACAAGAAAAACCUUUGGAGAUAUAGUAUUAGCUUAUGUGUACAAUCAUUUCUCUUUUUUGAAACUUGUAUACAUAUUUUUGAUUAAAAAUUUAUGUCUUUAGUAUUUGAAUUGAAAACUU
Messenger RNA from Lactuca virosa, 977 nucleotides. Lineage: Eukaryota; Viridiplantae; Streptophyta; Magnoliopsida; Asterales; Asteraceae. The record is from the annotation of a GenBank genome assembly.